Molecule: messenger RNA, 888 nt
Organism: Gracilinanus agilis (Agile Gracile Mouse Opossum)
Lineage: Eukaryota; Metazoa; Chordata; Mammalia; Didelphimorphia; Didelphidae
Product: L-xylulose reductase-like
Exons: 8
Coding region: 78-746 (222 amino acids)
Biological process (GO): xylulose metabolic process; glucose metabolic process
Molecular function (GO): L-xylulose reductase (NADPH) activity; carbonyl reductase (NADPH) activity
Source: RefSeq, a predicted model, not a curated record
UUCUCUCUAGUUGGACUCCCGGCCUCAACCUCAGACCUCAGAGUGAGCUCCGGUUCUGGACGAUUAUAGCCGUAGAGAUGGAGCAAAGCUUCGCCGGUCGCCGGGCACUGGUCACGGGAGCGGGCAAAGGCAUCGGGAGGGACACUGCCAAGGCGCUGUUUGCCAGCGGAGCCCAAGUGGUAGCAGUAAGCCGGACCCAGGAGGACCUGACCAGCCUGGCCCAGGAGUGCCCAGGAAUGGAGACUUUAUGUGUGGAUCUGGGAGACUGGGAGGCCACAGAGAGGGCUUUGAGCAACAUUGGCCCUGUGGACCUGUUGGUGAACAACGCAGGGGUAGCUUUGCUACAGCCUUUCCUGGAAGUCACUAAGGAGGCUUGUGAGAGAUCCUUUGAUGUGAAUUAUAGGUCAGUGGUCCAAGUAUCCCAGAUUGUCUCUCGGGGGUUGAUAGCAAGGGGAGCCCCAGGAACUAUUGUCAAUGUCUCCAGCCAGGCCUCCCAGUGUGCCAUAAAGGACCAUGCCAUCUACUGCUCCACAAAAAGUGCCAUGGAUAUGCUGACCAAGGUGAUGGCUCUGGAGCUGGGGCCCCACAAGAUCCGGGUGAACACAGUAAAUCCAACGGUAGUGAUGACUGCCAUGGGCAGAGCCAACUGGAGUGAUGCCCAGAAAUCAGAGCCCAUGCUAAAACGAAUUCCACUGGGCAAGUUUGCAGUCAGGAAAAGAAAAAUGACACUAUUCUGGGAAAGAUGAAUUAAGACAAUUAUUCAUGGAGCUGGAAAUGAGCCACAAAUAUCCUCUGUAUAAAUAAAGAUACACAGUUGGAUAACAACAACAAAAAAAGUGCCAGGGACACAUACGUGUCUUCUAACCUCAUAACAUCACCCUGUUCCCC